Molecule: messenger RNA, 1683 nt
Organism: Trichoderma gamsii
Lineage: Eukaryota; Fungi; Ascomycota; Sordariomycetes; Hypocreales; Hypocreaceae
Exons: 4
Coding region: 1-1683 (560 amino acids)
Molecular function (GO): flavin adenine dinucleotide binding; oxidoreductase activity, acting on CH-OH group of donors
Source: RefSeq, a predicted model, not a curated record
AUGACUACUCACAAGCCGGGGACCGAAUACGACGUUAUAAUUGCUGGCGCAAACAAGUCAGAGGCUCUCAAUGGACGCUCGCCCCUUGUGCCCUCGGGAGGCAUGCUGGGAGGAGGCUCGUCCGUCAAUUUCACCAUGUACACUCGAGCUGCGGGCGCCGACUUUGACUCUUGGAAGACUGAAGGCUGGGAUGCGGAGAGCCUGAUACCCUUUGCUAGAAAGCUAGAGACAUAUCACCUUGAUCAUCCCGACGUGGACAAGUCCGUACAUGGUCACGAUGGGCCAGUUAACGUGUCAUUCGGUUCUUACAGCGCCAAAGACUGUCAGGACGAUUUCAUGGCAGGCGCUGCGGCUACUGGCCUCCCUGAAAUUACCGAUUUGCAAGAUUUUACGUCUGUUGAUGGGAUAUCUCGAUAUCUUCGUUAUGUUUCGCCAGACGGUCAACGGCAAGAUACGGCCCAUCGCUAUGUCCACCCUCUCAUCGCUUCUGGAGAUUACCCCAAUCUUCAUCUUCUGCUCGAGAGCAAAGUCACUCGUGUCAUUUUUGAGGGAAACCGAGCUGUGGGCGUGGAAUGGGUGCCCAACCCAGACUACCAGCCCUUGACUAAUCUGACGCGAAGUGAGCCAUCGAUUAUCAGAGCAAGAAAGCUGGUGGUGGUGUCUUCAGGAGCUCUCGGCACGCCAAGUGUGCUUGAGAGGUCGGGAGUUGGCAACGCUGAGCUUCUCAAGAAGCUCGACAUUCCUGUCGUCGCCAAUGUACCAGGCGUUGGCGAGGAAUACCAAGAUCAUAACCUCAUAUUUUACACUUACAAGACCUCGCUGAAGCCUGAUGAAACACUUGACGAUUUGCAUAGAGGCCGAUUGGAUUUUGAAGAGGCUCUCAAAGCGAAGAACCCCAUUCUGGGCUGGAAUGGCGUUGACAUCGCAGCCAAGUUUCGCCCAACGGAGGAAGAGGUGGCGCAGCUAGGUGAAGAAUUCCAAGAGCAUUGGAAUCGCGACUUCAAAGAGCAGAAAACAAGGCCGUUGAUGCUCUUGGCAAUCGUCAGCUCGUACCUGGGUGACUACAAGACUUUACCAGAAGAACAAGAAGAUGGCCCUCAUCAGUACAUCUCCAUUGGUAUGUACACGGCAUAUCCGUACGCUCGAGGCGACAUCCACAUCACUUCCAAAGAUCCCGACGCGGCGCCUUCUUUCAACACUGGUUUCUUCAACAAUAACGUGGACGUGACGAAGCAAAUUUGGGCGUACAAGAAGCAGAGAGAAAUCUUUCGCCGUGUAAACUCGGUUACUGGCGAAGUUGCCUCAGGACACCCGAGCUUCCCCGAAGGUAGCAAAGCCGGUCUUCGAAAGAGUCGCGAAGUUGCAGAGGGCUUCAAUUCUCUUGAGGAGAGAAAGAAGUUGCCUCCUAUUGAGUACACCAAGGAGGACGAUAAAGCUAUCGAGGAUUAUCUCCGAUCUAACAUUGAAACGACUUGGCAUUCUAUCGGAACUUGCAAAAUGGCUCCAAAGGAGAAAGGUGGCGUUGUGGACAAGAAUCUCAAUGUUUACGGCACAGAAGGACUAAAGAUUUGUGAUAUCUCAAUUGCGCCCGAGAAUGUGGCCGCCAAUACAAACAACACAGCCCUCAUCAUUGGCGAAAAGGGAGCCGACAUAAUAAUCAGAGAGCUUGGACUUGCCAAUUAA